AUGUUUAUUCCUGUGAGUGCACGCACGGGUUACGGCCUAUCAGACUUAGAGGCGUGCAUAGCAUUGUUAGCGGAGUCUCUGCUGCAUCUAUCUCUUCCGCCUCCACCAGCAGCAGGGGCCCCCGUUGCUGCAGCAAGAGGCUUCGUCUUGGAGGUGCGCGUACACCCCAAACGGGGCCGUGUACUGCAUGCAAUUGUGCGGUCGGGUUAUCUUCAAGAAGGAGCAUGGGUAGCUGUGGGGCCCCACUAUGGCCGCAUAAAGAAACUCUAUAAACCCCAGGGGGGCCCCCAAGAUGGGGGCCCCCAAGGUGGGGGCCCCCUAGUGGGGGCCCCCCAUGGGGGGGGGCCCCAGAGGGGCCCUAAGGGGGGCCCCCAGGGGGCCCCCAUAAGGGUACCGUUUGCAGGGAUGAACGAAGCAGUGGAGAUUGCUGGGUUAGGGGAUUUAGAGGCCUCUGCAGGACAACUGAUUGUACAGACGAAGACGCAGCAACAAGCUGCUAAACUUGCUGCUAUGGCGCAGAGAGCUCUUGAGGGUUGGUGGGAUUGCGGUCUCCACAGGCGCGAGCUACCCAGAAGGAAAGUGUUGAGGCCCCGGAAGCAGAAGACCAGAUGUGUUGGUCCUAAGGCCACUAUAUCUGCAUCGGAGUGUCUCCGGCAUUUGGGGGGGAGUGUGUUACCGGAGGUGGGGUUGGUGUUGAAGGCUGGAGAUCAGGGUAGUUUAGAGGCAUUGUUGAUGUGGAUAGACACUGCAAAUAAAAAAACAAAAGAAGAAAAUCUAUCUCCUGCUGUAGCACUAGCUCUAGAACAGGCCCGAGCCUCCCCUACAGCAGCACUAAUAAAUCAACCAAGACAAACAAACAAAGACAAAGGAGACAAAGAAAAAGAAGAAAGAGAAGAUGAAGACACAGGAAAACAAACACAAGGGGACAAAGACAAACCUGCUGCUGCAGCUGCUGCUGCUGCUGCAUACAGAAAGUCUCUGCUGCAGCAGUGGAGGCCUUUAAGGGUUGUUCGAUCCGGUGUGGGGCCCCUCACUGUCUCCGACGUUCACUACGCCCAACUCACGGGGGCCCUCGUCUUUGCAUUUGGGGUUCCCCUGCUAGACGGCGUCAAACAG
This is a messenger RNA of Eimeria acervulina, 1116 nucleotides long. Its product is annotated as elongation factor Tu GTP-binding domain-containing protein, putative. The annotation marks the transcript as partial. The record is from RefSeq and is a predicted model, not a curated record. The transcript has 4 exons. Lineage: Eukaryota; Apicomplexa; Conoidasida; Eucoccidiorida; Eimeriidae.